Messenger RNA from Trematomus bernacchii (emerald rockcod), 6856 nucleotides. It is a transcript of the gene camsap1b, whose product is annotated as calmodulin regulated spectrin-associated protein 1b. NCBI's taxonomy places the organism in Eukaryota, Metazoa, Chordata, Actinopteri, Perciformes, Nototheniidae. The record is from RefSeq and is a predicted model, not a curated record. Gene Ontology annotation, biological process: negative regulation of microtubule depolymerization; neuron projection development; cytoplasmic microtubule organization. Gene Ontology annotation, cellular component: microtubule minus-end. The transcript has 18 exons. Gene Ontology annotation, molecular function: microtubule minus-end binding; calmodulin binding; spectrin binding. The coding region runs from base 423 to 5075 and encodes 1550 amino acids.
UUUCUAUGGGCAGAGCGCGAACACACCACCGGUCCUCCUUGCAGAGCGCCAGCCACUUAGGUAUGUGUUUAUCUGGUAACUAACAUGAGGCGUUUAGUACAGAGAUAGAUUUUAAGACGGAAAGCCUCUGUACGUCGUGUUUCUUCACCGGAGAGCACUCCCCUUUUUCUGCCUGGCGUUUUGUUUGAGCGGAAAGCCUGCCGUGGAGCGGUUGUCACACAGGCCGCGGAUCGGGUCUUGUUGCUGGGAGGAGACCAUCCAGACUCGCCUCCCUGUUAGCAUUAUUAGCUGGCUACGAUGCACCGCUGCUGCUGGUGUAUUUUCUACACGGCAGGCCACUGUAAAGCGAGGCAGGACCUUGGAUAACUGUUUAUACCAACGGAACUGGAGGGUGACUUGGAGAAACACCACACCUUUCAAGGAUGGAUGUUGAUUUAUGUGCUGGCGGGGACAGCACCAGAAGAAAAGUGGACUUGGCUGGAGUUUCGGACGUCACAAUGGACGUCGUACCAUUGGAGAUGUACGAUUCUGCCAGAGCAAAAAUAGCUGCCAACCUGCGGUGGCUGUUUGCCAAAGCAUAUGGCAUUGACCAUAUUCCAGAGGAUUUAAGGGACCCCUUCUACACAGACCAGUACGAGCAGGAACACAUAAAGCCGCCUGUCAUCCACCUGCUGCUGUCCUGCGAGCUCUACUGCCGUGUCUGCGCCCUCAUCCUCCAGACGGAGCAGGCGGCGUCCCUUCAGUCUCACCUUUCCGUCAUCCAGGCCCUGUCCAGAAAGGGCAUUUAUGUUGUGGAAAGUGACGAUACUCCCGUCACAGAUGAGGACCUGGCCUGUGCGCCCAUCAAAAUGAGUGCUCACAUGCCCAUGAUUGAUGCCCUGAUGAUGGCGUACACAGUGGAGAUGAUCAGCAUCGAGAAAGUGGUGACUUCUGUCAAACGCUUCUCUACCUUCAGUGCCUCCAAGGAGCUGCCCUUUGACCUGGAGGACGCCAUGGUCUUCUGGAUCAACAAGGUGAACAUGAAGAUGAGGGAGAUUGCAGAACGGGAGCAUAAAGUCAAGCACCACCCCCUGGAGUCCCCCAGCCACCAAAAGGUACGGUACCGCCGGGAGCACGCUUCAGGCCGACAGCUGCCCUUCUUCCCUCUGCUGGAGGACCUGAUGAGGGAUGUUUGUGACGGAGCUGCAAUGCUCACUGUGGUCAACUACUACUGCCCGGACCUCAUGAAGCUGGAGGAUAUUUGCCUGAAGGAAGUCCCCUCCAUCGCUGACAGCCUCUACAACAUCAGGCUACUCAAAGAGUUCGCCAACGAGUAUCUGAAUAAAAGUUUCUAUCUGACGUUGGAGGAUAUGCUCUACUCGCCACUUGUGCUCAAGCACAAUGUGAUGGUGUUCAUUGCUGAACUCUUCUGGUGGUUUGAGACCGUCAAGCCCGAGUUUGUCCAGCCCAGAGAUCUCCAAGAGUUCAAAGAUGCUCAAGCUAUAGCUCAGCCCAAGUGUGCCCGCCCGUCAGUGCCUAUCUCCAACGCCACCAAACGCAGCUUCCUGGCUAGCCCUGGUGUGGCCGAUAACCAGAGCAGCCCUGAAGUCUGUAACAGGUACUUCCUGCAUCCCGAAGACUCUGACCCCCUUAAAGGGGGUCCAACCUUCAGUCAGUCCCACCCACUCCUGCCCCUCCGACAGAGGCAACAGAAGCAAGGAGAAGAUGUGGCGGGUGUCAGAAGCCGCUCCAACUCCCUGACUCAGAUGGAAGCACAACCCCGAGGCUCUGUGGUUGCAUGGCCCGACAAGAGGCAGAGACCGAUGUCCACGAUGGGCCCCUACAUGUUCCACUCGGCCACAGACAGUGACGCAGAUGUUGCCUCUGGAGACAGUGUGAGUCUGGCUCGCUCCAUAAGCAAGGACAGCCUGGCGUCCAACGUCAUCAAUGUCACACCCAAACACCAGACUGCUGUGCACCAGCCUUUACAGACUGCCAUGCGCAGAGUGAACGGCCACAGCCUUCUGGGUAAUGUCAACAUUGAGGAUGAGGAGGACAUUCUGGUGGCAGCUGCCAGGACUGAAGCUCCCGUCAUUCCCAAACGGGUCGAAGGGACGCAAACAGCUGCCACAGCGGGACCCAAACCUUCGGCUGAGUCCAAACCCCCAACAGAUAGCUUUUACCUCGAACCACUGAUGCCUUCUGUGAUCAAACCAGCUAAAGAGAAGUCUGUAUGCCUAAACAAGGAGGAAGAGAGUGGCGAGGGGCCGCACUCUUCAUGUAGGGGCUCUCUGCGCCGAGGAGAUGGAUCUACGUCGCCCGUUCGGAGGAAAGCUCCCUCCGGCAUUAACCAAACCUUCAACCCUCCAGGUCAGGAGACAGACCUGUCAGAGGAGCCUCAACAGGCAACAGAUUCCCACCCUGUUGUUACCAGCAGCAUGGACCCCUCGCCCAGAGAGCCAGAGGGGGGCUUCUACCUUCACUCAGAUUCUGAAGAACCAAAACCUAGCCAGGUCCUGGACGCGGAGCUCGAAGACCUGGACGAGGAGGAAGAGGAUCUGGACGAAGCUGUUACCACUAAAGACCCCAACAGGCCAAGCAAAGCCUUUAACGAAGACGAGGAAGAAGAGUCGGCUAAACUCCAAGAGGACAUGAAUGUGAAAGAGCACGAGGACAAAGACAUGAAUGGGGGCAGCGGCCGCUCCAGCCCCUGCCUCAGCGCUCACUCCCAGGCCAGCAGCAGCGUGCGCAUGACCUCCUUCGCCGAGCGCAAAGCGCAGCAGCAGCGCUUCGGCAGCAACCACGACCUUCGAUCCAGUGCCUCCAGCUCCCAGAGGACCACUCCCGAUGGGUCAGAGUGCAGCGGGCCCCUGCCGUCCUCCUGGAGGCUUAAAAGGGACCAAAGCCCCUCCUCACCACUGGGAGGAUGCGGCCGUAUAGGCGAUGGUAGCGGCUCUAAUGUACUCUCUUCUGAAAUCAUCCAGCUCCGUAUGCAGCUGGAGGAGAAACGGCGUGCCAUCGAGCACCAGAAGAAGAAGAUGGAAGUGCUGUCGGCGAGGCAGAGGCAGAAGCUGGGGAAGGCAGCCUUCCUGCACAUCGUAAAGAAAGGCAAGAGUGACACGUUACCCAACCCGCUGAAAGCCGACAUCUCUAAAGACGAGCUGGUUCGGGAGAAGGCAGUAUCAAGUAAAGAUGAUAUGUGUGUUGGUGCCCUGACGGGGGCCAAAGAGGUGGCGGGACCACCCCCCCCAUCAGCAGCUUUGGAAGCAGACAAGGUAGCGACCAGCGACAGCUUCCAUCUGGAGGAAGAGUUGGACCUGAAUGAGUGCAGCCGCUCCAUCGAGCUGCUGAACGACGCCAUCGGCAGCAUCCAGCAGCAGAUGAUGCAGCUGUCUCUGCAGCAGGACAAGUUGAUGAAACAGAACGCACACCCCUCGCCUGGCCCUGCUCCAACUCCUCCCGUCACCACGGACAAAAACAGUGACUCUAAGGGGAAGGCAGGCUUCCAGUUCGUGGAGCAUCUCUCCACCUCCAGCACCACGCCCACCAGGAAGCCCCCCAAGCUGACCUCAGCCCGGGGCUCCAGGUCCAAACCAUCAGAGCUAAAGAUCGCUAAGGAGCAGAGCCGGCAGCCCUCCAGGACCCUCACACCCACCCAAAGUGGGUCAGAGACAUUACCACACGUACGGCAGUUAGCUGGGGGCCGGUCCCCCAGGGCCGAGCAGCCCCACAGCCCCAGAACCCCCACAGCAGCAGAGACUAUCGACAGGCCGGGCUCCGGCCACAUCCGGAGCGUUAACUUCCGUCUCCACGACGAGGCCAAUAUCCGCCUGCCGACCCGGGUGGACUUGAAGGCGGUGGCUGCCCCAGAAGUGUCCUUUGAAGAGUUCCUGUCCAGCACCCUGAGGGGGCCCGACCACUCUUCAGACGGGUCAGGCAAGGAGAAUAUACCGUCAGACGAGGGGCAGCGCAACAGAUCCCUCCUGAUCGAGGUGGACCUGUCGGAGCUGAAAGACCCCGAGGAGCAGGAGGCUGCUGUGGACUCCAUGACGGAGGUGGAUGGAGAGCAGAAGUCCGGCAUGGGCUUCUUCUUCAAGGAUGAGGAGAAGGCGGAGGAUGAGCUUGCCAAGAGGAGAGCAGCGUUUCUGCUGAAGCAGCAGAAGAAAGCCAAGGAGGCUCAACUCCGGAAACAACAACUGGAAUCAGAAUCAGAGCUCAAACGAGAUGAAGCCAGACAAAAGGCGGAGGAGGACCGCCUGCGUAAAGAAGACGAGAAGACGAGGCGGGAGCUGAUAAAGCAGGAGUAUCUGCGGAAGAAGCAGCAGGAGGUUUUAGAGGAACAAGGCCUGGUGAAGCCCAAAAUCCCCAAAACCCCCAAACCCAAGCAGAAACACCAACACCGACCCAAGUCUGUGUUCAGAGAGGAAUCCCUCCAAGACAAUCUCUCCAAGUGCCCUUCCACACUUGACAACCUGAGCAGCGCCCAGUCCGGCUCCAGCCUGUCCCUGGCCUCCGCCGCCACCAACGAGGCCGACAGCGUCAACUCUGGAGGGGCGGGCUCUCAGCGCUGUGACUCUGUGGAGUCGGUUCCAGGCAGCCGUAACAACAGCCGAACUGCAGAGAGAGACUGGGACAACGGCUCCACCGCGUCCUCCAUCACUUCCAUGGCUGAAUAUACUGGUCCCAAACUGUUCAAGGAGCCCAGUGCCAAGUCCAAUAAGCCAAUCAUCCACAAUGCAAUCUCCCACUGCUGCCUGGCUGGCAAAGUCAACGAGCCUCAGAAGAACCAGAUCCUCGAGGAGUUGGAGAAGUGCGAGUCCAACCACCUGAUGAUCCUGUUCCGUGACGGCGGCUGCCAGUUCCGGGCGCUCUACUCGUACUUCCCCGACACCGAGGAGAUGCAGAAGCUGACGGGAACGGGACCCAAGAGCAUCACCAAGAAGAUGAUCGACAAGCUGUACAAGUACAGCUCCGACAGGAAGCAGUUCACCGUCAUCCCCGCCAAGACUGUGUCCGUCAGCGUGGACGCCAUCACCAUCCACAACCACCUGUGGCAAGCCAAGAGAGGCACCGUGCCAAAGAAAAGCGGGAAAUAACAGAUAGCCAGUUUCAACCCCUCCCCCCCCCAUCAUCCAAAUCAUCUGACCACCAUCUUGCUUGUUUCCUUAAAUGACUGCAUUGAUGCCAAGCGCACCGCUAUGGACACUGGAGAGCUCGCACUUAUGUCCAUGUGAGGCCCUCUGUAGGUGGGCCCAGACAAAAACAAGGGAAAGGUAUGUGUGUGUGUGGUUGUGUGUGUGUGUGUCACAGGUGGUCGCAUCAACAAGAGGAAUGCUGGCUCAGUUAGUUUUUCUACGAGGAGCACGACUCAAGCAUGUGGCAUUUUGUUUCCUCCAUCUUCCUCGUAUGUGGUGGAUGUUCAUUUUUACAUGAAGUAUUUAUUAGUUCAGCACUGUCAAGAGCUCAGCUGCAGCACUAAAGUCCUUCCUUCUGUCUCGGGAAACAAAAAAGGAGGGGACUUUGGGGGAAUUCUGUCGCUCUUUUAGGGGGAAAUCCGACGGAAGGGACCCUUGUGGGACCGCUCUGCGAAACAACGGACAACAAUCUCUUCCUGCGUGGACUCAAAUCUGUCGAAUCAGGCUGGCAUUGCCGAUUUUGCCUCACCAGGGAUCUCCUAAAACCUGCUGCUCUGAACUGUCUUCUUCUUUUCGUCACGGGGUGGGGGGGCCCCUCGGGGUCUCCCUCAGACAUCCGUUGGCCUUUCACGCAUCGUGGUACUACCGCCUAUUUAUUCGACCGCUUUUUAAACUAGACGCUGAUCGUGUAGCACUGGAUAUGUGUAUAGCAUUGAAAACAAAGUCAUUUUAAAUACUUUUUAUUUGUCAAAACAUCCUUUUUCUUCAAGGGUGUCAUAAGAGGGAGAAGGAUAGGUUUUGGUACAGAAAGGAUGAUUCUUUUUUUUUUUUUUGCUUCAGCGGUUUUUAUGAUUGCAGCAACGUGGUAAAGAGCUGAUGUUAUGUGUUUUUAUCAUAACGGGAAUUCUCUGAUGUUUAGAGCUUAGUUGUGUUUUCUCUCUCCACUGGGCACUCUCUGAUUGUCCUGUAUAAAGGUGCACUCAUGAACACUUGUCGACGGCUUCUGUCAUGCAAUGUAAACCCCCGCCCCCCCCCCCCCCCCCCUCCUGGGUGUUUUUGUCGGCCUGUCCCAUCCUCUACCACGAGAGCGGGACAGACUUGUUGGGGAGGGUGUUUUCUCUCCGCUCCGUUCAUACUUGGGAUGACAGUAUUUGAUAUAUCCACAAAGGGUUUGUGUGUGUGUGGGGGGGGGGGGGUUCAGUUCUGUACCAACAUUAAAGAACAUUCCUCUAAGGUGUGGACAAACACUGCCACGUCGUCUCUCUUCUCUCUGUAAAUCUAAGUGCUUUUUGAACCAUUUGUUGGCCUGGAGAUCAACCAGAAGUGUUGCACGAGCACUUUACUUUCUGUUUGUUGGGGAAUCUUAGCUUUCUGAAUGGGCAUGAAAACUACAAACUCAUCGAUAACACUGCUGUCGUAAAAUGUGUUCAAACUAAACCAAACACUAAGAGUGAAUACUGACAUGUAAAGCUGAUACUACUGCUGUCUCCAAAAACAGAAACUUGAUUUCUCAUUUGCUGCAUUGACUUGUUUUUAGGUGGCAGAUCUGUAAUUGUAUGCAAGUUUCUUUUCAUGUUAACUAAACGAUUGUACUGGCAUUUGGUCACCAACUUUGUUACACUAGUGUACUUUUCAUCUUUGUUGAUUUUAUCUUUGAUCCCAUGCCAUCUAUUUAUUUAAAAAAAUGGAAGCACUGAAACAAUAAAUGUUCAAGUGAAUAAAAGUCACAUCUUUCAUUUUAA